CAUUUGAGCACGUUUCACAUUUUUCUCAACAGUCUCUCAGUGUUUGCGUUUGCCCAAAUCUCUCAUAAAUCAGUUUGCACGGUCGCGUGCCAGCUUCCGUCGAACCCCCUCCCUAGGGCACAACAACAGCGAUACUCCACCACCCCUCAAAUUCAUGCUCCUCCGUGUUCUUCCUCUCAAUCUCUCUCUCUUUCUCUCGCCGAUUCAAGCUCUCCAUUAGUAACUUGCUCUCACACUCACGGUAUUGUAUGUGGUAGGAUUCGCGGAUUCUGAAAGCUUAUCUUGGGAUGAAGGAAAUCAAGGGGCUAAUGAGCUUCGUGGCAGGGGUGAAAAAUGCACAGGAAAUUGCUGCAUAAGUUUAAGGGAAUUAUUGUAUAGUCUCUUGCUACUGUUGUAGACUGUUGAAUAAUACUCAUGGCUGGACUUCUGCCAUUUGAGUCGACACAUCAUAGAAUAUCUGAUAGCGGGUCCUCAAUGAGUUCUCAAGAAAAUCAAGAUGAAGGAGGUCGUUGGUAUAUGUCCAGAAAGGAAAUUGAAGAAAAUUCCCCAUCAAGAAGGGAUGGUAUUGACUUGAAGAAGGAGACUUAUUUACGGAAGUCAUACUGCACAUUUUUGCAAGAUCUGGGCAUGAGGCUCAAAGUGCCCCAAGUAACGAUAGCCACAGCUAUAAUAUUCUGUCAUCGAUUCUUUCUUCGACAGUCCCAUGCAAAGAAUGACAGAAGGAUCAUUGCAACAGUCUGUAUGUUCCUCGCUGGGAAGGUUGAAGAGACGCCUCGCCCACUAAAGGAUGUUAUCAUUGUUUCUUAUGAAAUUAUUCACAUGAAAAAUCCUGCUGCAGCCCAGAGGAUCAAACAGAAGGAAGUUUAUGAGCAACAAAAGGAGUUAAUUUUACUUGGUGAGAGAGUUGUGCUCGGGACCUUAGCUUUUGACCUGAAUAUUCAUCACCCUUACAAGCCACUUGUUGAAGCAAUAAAAAAAUUUAAGGUUGCCCAGAACGCACUAGCUCAAGUUGCAUGGAAUUUUGUCAAUGAUGGGUUGAGGACGUCACUCUGUCUGCAGUUUAAGCCCCAUCAUAUUGCAGCAGGUGCCAUUUUUCUUGCUGCCAAGUUUCUUAAGGUGAAGCUUCCAUCCGAUGGUGAGAAGGUUUGGUGGCAAGAAUUUGACGUGACCCCUCGCCAAUUGGAGGAGGUCAGCAAUCAAAUGCUAGAACUAUACGAGCAAAAUCGGGUGCCACCAGCUCAGGGAAGUGAAGUAGAUGGAAGUACUGGUGCGGGUCCAAGUCAUCCUAAUGUAGCAAAAACCACAGCUGCUACUGAGGAACAGACUUCAAAGCAAGUAUCUUCUUGUUCAGCACCCGACCAUUCAUAUGCAGAUAGUCAUGGGGUACCUCAAAGAGCUGCCCAGAAUCUUGGCAAGAACAAUGGGACAGCUACGGAGGGGGGUAGUGUCAUUACUGGACACAAGGUGGACCCAGAAUUGACAGACAGUCAUCAUACUGAUGAAGUGACCUACAAGGAUAAUAGCAGAGAUAUUUCAGACCGAACGAGGUCUGUAGUUGAACACGUUGGAGAAGAGAGAGAAAAGAAUAAUAGUAAAAGUGAGAAUGCGGAAGCAGGAGAACGGAGGGACAAUGGUGUAUCUCACAAGUGUAGCAGUAUUGUUGGUCGAAACGCUGAGGUUCGGGAAGGUCCCAUUGGGCAGUCGCCCAAAGAAGCUAUCAAAAUGAUUGAUAGAGACAAGGUCAAGGCAGCACUUGAGAAAAGAAGAAAAUCACGUGGAGAGAUGUCCAGGAAGAAAGAUGUGAUGGAUGAAGAUGAUCUCAUUGAGAGAGAGCUGGAAGAUGGUAUAGAAUUGGCGGCAGAGGAUGAGAAAAACAGGCGGGAGAGGGGGCAAAGCUGGUCUAAGGUUGAUAACCAAGAUGAUGGGAAGGUCUGCGAGGAAUCUUUAAGUGCGCAUCAUUCAGGAACCAAGACCCACACUUCACGGGGGACCAAAGUAGAGAAUGUAGUUGAAGAAGGAGAGAUGUUAGAUGAUGCUUCCCCAGCUUUGAAUAGCCGCAAGAGAAAGGCUGGGAGGUCCCCUGAUUGGCACUCCGAGGGAAAGAAGUGGAACGAUUCGAUGUCUAAUAACCAUCAUCAUGCUGUGGAAGAUGGUAACUGCAAGAAUCGAUCGGUUUAUGCAGACAGGGAGAUCAAAAGACAUGCCCAUGGGAAUCACUUAUAAGUCGUCGUCGUCAAGGAUUCAGAUCUGUUAUAUUGUAGCAUAGCAUGCGUGACCUGGGUAGUCCAAGUACUGAACCAGAUCAUUGCAGUGAAGAGAAUACCGGUGCCACGGAGCCAUGCAUCAUAAAAUACAGGAACUAUGGAUGGAUGCUUCACCUGGCAAUCCUGCAAACAUGCAUACUUACCACUAAUAUGCUUCUUCAGUACAUAAAAAAGCUAAUUUGCUUGGCCGAGAUGAAAUUUACGUAGCACGAACAUAAGCUUGCUUCCGCCAUUUUUCGUGCAAGGAAGCCACGAGGACUGUAAUUUUGGUCGUAAUUAAUAUUAUGUUUCUGCUGUACUUUAGGAUCGUUAUAAUAUGCUUUUACCUUAGGAGUUAUAAAUGUAAUUUGGUUUACAGUAUUCGUAUGUAAUUUCGGUCUAGGAUUCAAUUGUAUCUCUCUCAGUCCGUUGAGCUUUCGGCCAGUAUAUCGCCCGAAGUUGGAGGAAAGAAAGGUGGAAAAAUGUAAUGCAUGUCGGGAAUUGUCCUCGUGAAUUUUGGUGAUGGUAACUGUGUAAACUCAACAGGCAAGUUUUAUGUUCCAAAAUAUGUUGGAAUGUUUGUCCAUAUAACAAGGCAAAAUUACUGUGUUCUAAGCUUUUAUAUAUGUUCAUAUGAGCAGCUAACAUGGUUGAUACCUGAAAGGUACUCUUAUGAUAA
Cucurbita moschata (crookneck pumpkin) is the source of this 2922-nucleotide messenger RNA. Its product is annotated as cyclin-T1-5-like. The coding region runs from base 415 to 2223 and encodes 602 amino acids. Gene Ontology annotation, molecular function: cyclin-dependent protein serine/threonine kinase activator activity. Gene Ontology annotation, biological process: positive regulation of DNA-templated transcription, elongation; regulation of transcription by RNA polymerase II. The transcript has 8 exons. Lineage: Eukaryota; Viridiplantae; Streptophyta; Magnoliopsida; Cucurbitales; Cucurbitaceae. The record is from RefSeq and is a predicted model, not a curated record. Gene Ontology annotation, cellular component: cyclin/CDK positive transcription elongation factor complex; nucleus.